This is a messenger RNA of Zophobas morio, 4800 nucleotides long. RefSeq names its product probable ATP-dependent RNA helicase spindle-E. The record is from RefSeq and is a predicted model, not a curated record. Gene Ontology annotation, molecular function: ATP binding; RNA binding; helicase activity. Lineage: Eukaryota; Metazoa; Arthropoda; Insecta; Coleoptera; Tenebrionidae. Gene Ontology annotation, cellular component: intracellular anatomical structure. Bases 241 to 4572 code for a protein of 1443 amino acids. The transcript has 16 exons.
UAACAAAAUGGAAGUAGCGAAAAAUGGUUACAGCUGUUUUUCGUGUACUGAUAAAGUGAUAAACACUCGGUGUGGAUGUUGUUAAUCAGUGUCGGUCACAAAACACGUGUUGGUGUUUCGUUUUGGUAUAACAAUUAAGGGUUUCGAGUUCCGGUCUUCAAACCCAGUGAGCGGGUUUGAAUUUUCGUACGAAAGUUUGGUUAUGUUGAUGUUUAGUGUGUGUUGAAAUUUUGCUCAAAAAUGGGUGAUUUGCUAGCGGAUCUGUUGAAUAAUAGAAUUGAACCGGUACCCACGCGGGGACAAGUUAACGGGGUCAUGGAUUACGGGGUUUCCGACGAUGAAGACGACGAUGUAUGGGAUUCCGAGGAUGACUCUGAUACGGAACAGCAGGAGUAUGUUCAGAAGGAGUUUGAAACUUAUUUUCCUCGGCAGCAGGAAGAAACUGGCGGUUUAACAGACAUCGAAGACGGCCAUGAAGAAUCCCUCCUGGGUACAGACAUUAUGGAGCUGGUCCACGUCCCCGUGGUGUUCAGCAAAUACCGAUUCGACACCUACUACAAAAAAGAACUCCCAAUUGACUCAUUCAAAAACACUAUUCUCAAUACCAUGAACACUAACUCAGUCGUGAUAAUCCAGGGACCUACGGGUUGUGGAAAAACCACCCAAGUUCCUCAGUACAUUCUUGAUCAGUGUAGGGAAACCAAAUCUCCAUGCAACAUUGUAGUAACUCAACCGAGAAGAAUAGCGGCUAUAAAUAUAGCCCAGAGAGUGUGUGAAGAACGAGGAUGGGCAAUUGGGACAGUUUGCGGUUAUCAAGUUGGACUGGAUAGAAACGUAGGAGAGGAUGUGAUUUUGACUUACAUGACUACAGAAGUCCUUCUACAGAAGCUAAUUUUGCAGAAAAAUUUGAAUAAGUACAGUCAUGUGAUUAUUGAUGAAGUUCACGAACGAAACAAGUCGCUCGAUUUUUUGUUGUUGAUUGUGAGGAAGUAUCUCUUCACGAAUUCUCCAUCUGUUAAAGUCAUUUUGAUGUCAGCUACAAUGGAGGCAGACGAUUUCGCUUAUUACUUUCGCAGCAUUCCGAGAAACAACCCCGAUAAUUUUCUUCCAGCCCCGAUUUUAUACGUAAACAAGAAAAGCGAAUACGAAACGAACAUUUACUACGUCGAGCAAUUCGCCCAGUCUGUACUUUCGCAAAUAUCUUACAGUAUUGAUGAUCCUUGCAUAAUGCCCCAGCAGUACGAAAUGUGUUCCAAACUAAUUAAGAUCUUUGAUGAAUUAGACGAGAAAGAAGUACCGAACGGCGACGACACCCUCCACGGAAGUGUUCUAGUUUUCUUGCCAGGCUACCACGAAAUCGAAGAAAUGCACAAACUCCUAGUUGAAAAGAAGAACACUUCUCUCGAUUGGGAUAUCGUUCCGUUGCACUCGUCGCUAACAAGCGAACACAUGUUUAAGGCGUUCCAGAAACCCAAAUCCGGGUGUCGGAAAAUCAUCCUUUCUACGAACAUCGCUGAGAGUUCGGUUACCGUUCCCGAUGUUAAAUACGUGAUCGAUUUUUGCUUGACCAAAAUAAUGACGAUGAACGAGGUGACGAAAUUUUCCACGUUGAGUCUCCAGUGGGCUUCCCGCAACAAUUGUAUCCAGAGGGCGGGUCGCGUGGGGCGCGUCUCCAGCGGCAGAGUCUACCGUCUAGUACCGUGUACAUUCUACGAAUGCCAGAUGCAAGAAAGCACCUUGCCGGAGCUCCAGCGAGCCCCUCUCGAGAACGUCAUCCUCUACAUGAAGCUCCUAGAUUUGAACGACACCCCCAAGAACGUCCUCUCGUUGGCCAUAAGCCCCCCAAACCUCAGAGACGUCGAAACCUGCAUUUGGAACUUGAAAGAAGCCGGGGCUUUGCUCACCACUUGCCGCGGUCAUAAGACACCCGCCGACGGUGACAUUACCUUCAUCGGACGCAUCAUGGGCUCGCUACCCAUCGACAUCCGGCUGUCCAAGCUCAUCAUACUAGGUCACAUGUUUAGUUGUUUGCAAGAAACGGUCAUAAUGGCUGCCGGUUGUAUGACCAGGAACAUAUUCGUGCAGAAUUUCCACGCCAGGAUCAAGUGUUACCGGAAAAAGUUGUUGUGGGCUGACAGAUCGUGCAGCGACUUCAUGACACUCCUGAAUUUAUACAACGUGUGGAUGAACAAAAAGCGCGAAAACGCUUUCCGCAACAUCAGCGAGGAGUACGGCUGGUGCAAGACCAACUUCGUCAACUUGAAAGGCCUCCGCGAGUGGGAUCUCCUCAUCAAGGAAAUCAACGGCCGGCUGAAGAAAUUCUCCAUCGAGCAAGCCGUGGGCCCCAACCGAGUCCCUCUCUCGGCCAUCGAGAAGCCCACGGUUCUCAAAAUCAUCAUCUGCGGCGCUUUCUACCCCAACUACUUCGUCCGCUCGUCGGACUACGGCCAGGUGGACUCCCGAGAGGCCGUGAAGAUCCUGAACGGCCGCGAUCCCAACAAAACCGUGUACUUCAGUAACAUGAAGGUCAACCAGCCGGGACACAUCUACGUGCGCCAGAUCAAGCAGAUGCUGCAGGUCGACCACAACGACAGCGUCCAGAUCGGGUUCGACGCACAGAGUACGAAGGUUUUCGUCGAGUUCAACAACGUGCAGCAGCCGGAGCAAGUCACGGUGGAGGGGCGACAGUUCAUCGCCACUAUUCCCGGGAACAUCGGCGUCGACGUGUACGAGGCGGUGCGGAAGCGGCAGCUGAAUACGCCGUUUAGGUUGAGGAUUUUGCCGGACCAUAAGGCGUGGGCGUUCGCCAAUUCGACGGAGGAGAAGAACAAGAAGAAGGAGGAGGAGGAGGAGCUGAAUUGUUUUACGGCGGUGGAGUACUCGCCGCUGCCGCCGUUGGAUCUCGAGUACAUCACGGUCACAGUCACACACAUUGUGGACGCCAGCCACUUCUACUGCCAAAACUGGAACGACGAAACCCGAAUACUCCUCGAUAAAAUUUUCACGGCCUUGAACAACCCGGGAGUCUUCCUGGAACCUCUAGACACCGACGAAAAAGUCUACUUGAACGGAAAAUUCUACGCCGCCAAGUUCAACGAAGACAACAAGUUCUACAGAUGCCAAGUCGUCGACCUCAAACCCGGAAAACCGUAUAUUGCCCAUGUCCGGUUCGUCGACUACGGUAACUUCCAAAAAGUCCCCUCCAACCGUCUGUACCAUCUACCCCAGGACUGUCCCGAAUGUCACGUGAAACCCAUCGCCAUGUGCUGCGUCCUGAGCGAAGUGCAACCAGAUCUAGUUACAAACCCCAAGGGGCUUUGGAUUGACGAAGUCAACGAAACGUUUAAAAAGAAAGUAGACAAAGUUUUACUCAACGCGAAAGUUUAUUCGGUCGUUGACGACAUUGUCCAUCUCGAGUUGUACCGCCAGCGGUGUUCUACUUCGUUUAACCAAUACUUGAUUGAUAUGAGUUUUGGGCUGAAGUGCGAGGAGAGCCAAAGGUCAAAGAUGGAUCACGAACUGCGCCAAAAAGUGCUCCGGUCCGAGAACCCCAACAACGUAAGUACUCUAUACAAACAGCUCACCACGGCCAGGAACUACACCGAUUUCGAGGAGCCUUCAACCAGCGACGCCACCGACAUCGUGGAACUGCGGGGGCCUUUCAGCCCCCUUGAAAUGAAAGUUUGUGGGUUAGUCCAAGCCAGCGUGGGUGCGUCAGUUCGCAUCGACGGCGACUCCGUCAAUGCGGUUCUGCUUGAUGAUAACCCAGACGACCCCCACGCUAGAUUGCUCGUCGCUGCGACGGUUUCGCAGUCGGCGUUAGGUCAAAGCAUCAAACUUUCCCAAACCACCGUAAUGCCCAGCAUCCCCGGCUUACCCAUGCUGGUAACGCUGCUAUUCUGCCCGAACAUGGAGCCCAAACUAACCCCCGACGGGUCCAGAGUGGCGUCCAUUUUGUGCGGUAUGGGCUGCAAGGAGUUCAGUGGAAAACCAAAUUUCCCCAUGCAUGACAUAUCGCUGGUGCUUGACACCGAGCUCCACAAGGAACUCGUGGCUAAAAUCAACCAACUGCGCUACUACAUGAACGCGGCUGUUAAAACCAUGAGUAAUAUGCACGAUGGGUUGUCGGGGUCGAGCGACUUAUUCACAUACCAGAUGUUUCUGAAAGAAAACCUUUUUUCGUUGUUGCACAUGAGGCAAAGGAGCGUCGAUCGGGUUAGAAUCAAGUAUGCUGAUGUCUGGAAUAAGACGUUGUGUGGAGAAGUGGCAGUUAUGACAGUCGACAAGGUUGACCAAGAGGGGACUCAAGUGCGAAUCGAGAGCGAUGAUGAAGCGAUUUGGCCACUGAUGUGGUUCGUCGACUUGAAAGACGACGUGGGGGCGAGAAUGACCAUCGACAAGAAUUUGAACGAGUUGCUACUGGUCGCGAAAAGGUUGGCACCGGAGCGGGAGAUUGCGUGCGAGCUGUGCGCGACUGCUCCGAUGCGCACGAUCAGUGAGGUCAGGCUUCAUUUGUUCAAGAAACAACACAAAGAAAAUUUGCAGAAGUACGAAACGAGAGAGCAAAAUUAAACCAAUGAGUUAUUUUUAAUACAUAUGUGAUUUAGAAUUAUGUAAUUCAAGUAUUUUUAUAAUUUAAUUUUAAGUUUUAAUGUAAAACAAUGAGUUAUUUUUUUACAUAUGUGAUUUAGAAUUAUAUACUCCUAGUUCAAAUAUUUUUAUGUGUUAAUUUUAAGUUUUAAUGCAAAGUUACGCUAAAGAAUGGUAAUUUUGUUACUUAAUAAACGACUGAGUUAGUAA